GCCGGCGGCCCCUGCGGUCCCGAGCGCUCCCGCCCCCGGCCCGCUGCCGGGCCCAGCCGCCUCCACGGCCCGCCCCAGUGCUGGAGCGAGGACUGCCUAGGGCAGGAGGGCAGGGGACGUGGGGGCGGCGACGGCAGGGUUCACCUCCAUUUCAGCUGAUCAUGGGAGAGAUUAAAGUCUCUCCUGAUUACAACUGGUUUAGAAGUACAGUUCCCCUUAAAAAGAUCAUCGUGGACGAUGACGACAGUAAGAUCUGGUCGCUGUAUGAUGCGGGCCCUAGGAGUAUCAGGUGUCCUCUCAUCUUCCUCCCCCCUGUCAGCGGGACUGCAGAUGUAUUCUUCCGGCAAAUUUUGGCUUUGACCGGAUGGGGUUACCGGGUUAUAGCUUUGCAGUAUCCAGUUUAUUGGGACCAUCUUGAAUUUUGUGAUGGAUUCAGAAAACUUUUAGAUCAUUUGCAAUUGGAUAAAGUUCAUCUUUUUGGGGCUUCUUUGGGAGGCUUUUUGGCCCAGAAAUUUGCUGAAUAUACUCACAAGUCUCCCAGAGUCCAUUCCCUCAUCCUCUGCAAUGCCUUCAGUGACACCUCGAUCUUUAACCAGACUUGGACCGCAAACAGCUUUUGGCUGAUGCCAGCAUUUAUGCUCAAAAAAAUAGUUCUUGGAAACUUUUCUUCUGGCCCAGUGGACCCUAUGAUGGCCAACGCAAUUGACUUCAUGGUGGACAGGCUGGAAAGUUUGGGUCAGAGUGAACUGGCUUCCAGGCUCACCCUGAAUUGUCAGAAUUCUUACGUGGAACCUCAUAAAAUUCGGGACAUCCCUGUAACCAUCAUGGAUGUGUUUGAUCAGAGUGCACUUUCAACUGAAGCGAAGGAAGAAAUGUACAAACUGUACCCUAACGCCCGGAGAGCUCACCUUAAAACGGGAGGCAAUUUCCCAUACCUGUGCAGAAGUGCAGAGGUGAACCUUUAUGUACAGAUACACUUGCUGCAGUUCCACGGAACCAAGUACGCGGCCAUCGACCCGUCCAUGGUCAGUGCCGAGGAGCUCGAGGUGCAGAAGGGCAGCCUCGGCCUCAGCCCGGAGGAGCAGUAGCUGCGGCUCCCGCGUGGGUGCCGAGGUGACCCGGCCUCCCGGGCGGCAGGCUCGCCGGUCCUCCCUGCGUCUGGGGAGCAGGACUGAUCGGCAUCCGGUGCAGCGGCAGCGCCUCGAAGCCAGCGCAGCGGUCCCCUCUUUGGUUUUUUAGCUUCGGAAUCCAGGAGGUUCUUUGGAAGACUCCCUUCUAAGGGUUGUGAUAACUGCGCUACCGGAAGUCCUCACCACUGUGUUCUUGAGCGAAUGUCAAUUUCUGAGGUUUGGGAUUUUGUGAACUUUUCUCUCCUUUCUUUUCCUUUUCUUUCUCCCUCCUUUCUUCUUCCUGCUUUUUAUGUUAUUUUCUGUAAGUGCCGCACGUGCCGACUGUGUGUCAGAAGGACGUUGGCCUCCGCUAGGCCUUCCUGGGUGUGACGGCAUCCGAGGGCCAGGGCUCGCACCCGCUGGGUGCUCUCCUGUGAACCAACUGCUUUCACUUCCCAGCUCAGCACAGCGUUCCGAGUGCCCGCUCCUGUCUUUCUAGAGGAUCACAGUCAUUUGGAAUAAAAGUUCGAUUUCAGUGAG
Lepus europaeus (European hare) is the source of this 1649-nucleotide messenger RNA. It is a transcript of the gene SPG21, whose product is annotated as SPG21 abhydrolase domain containing, maspardin. Lineage: Eukaryota; Metazoa; Chordata; Mammalia; Lagomorpha; Leporidae. The coding region runs from base 162 to 1088 and encodes 308 amino acids. The record is from RefSeq and is a predicted model, not a curated record. Gene Ontology annotation, cellular component: cytosol; trans-Golgi network transport vesicle. Gene Ontology annotation, molecular function: CD4 receptor binding. The transcript has 9 exons.